AUGAAAGGGCCCUGCCGGUUCCGCCAUGGCCGCGGCGGGCGGAAGGGGUGGGUCCUGCCCGGGGCCGGGCCCGGCAGCCUCGCCAUGGUGAACCUGGGCAUACGGCGGGUGGAGGAUGAUGUGGCCGCCAAGCACCCGGCACUGCAGCAGUACGCGGCCUGCCAGUCUCACGCCUUCAUGAAGGGCAUCGGCACCUUCCUGGCAGGCAGCGGGGCCGCCUUCGCGGUGCAGAAGAUGGCGCGGCAGAAACUGCCGUACAGCCCGCAGUGGAGCCUGCUGUUGGCUGCGGGGCUCAGGAGGGUUCGCGGCAGCAGAUGCUGUCCCCACCGUGGUGCUGCUGGCACUCCCAGGAGCAUCUCGGCCGCCCCAGCUGCAGGGUCCCUCGGAAGCUACGUGGUAACCAGAGCUGAGACGCAGAAAUGCUCCAACUUCUGGAUUUAUCUGGAGACGGGCAAGUCCCUACAAGAGCUCGCCGUGACUGGUGGGGUGUCUCAGCCCUCAGAAAACCUGACUAGUGCAGAGGACAGGGACGGCGCUGCAACACUGGUGAGGAGGAACAGGUACGGUGAUGUGGUGGAGUAGCCAGCAGAGCAUAGCCUGCUGUCCCCAUGUCCUGCUUCACCCUCUCCUGUCUGCCCAACCUGACGCUGCCCAUCACACUGCCCACCAUGAGGGUGCUGGGCUUGGUGACACUUCUGGAAAGCUCAGAGGAGUUGAUCCUGCAAGAGAGAGAGCGUGGUGGAGGCACCUCAGGGAUUGCUGCCUGACCCACGGCCUCUGCACAUUGCACUGGGGGUACAAUAAAAGUUCAGAGCUGAA
Messenger RNA from Vidua chalybeata, 819 nucleotides. It is a transcript of the gene TMEM141, whose product is annotated as transmembrane protein 141. The record is from RefSeq and is a predicted model, not a curated record. The transcript has 5 exons. Lineage: Eukaryota; Metazoa; Chordata; Aves; Passeriformes; Viduidae. The coding region runs from base 1 to 582 and encodes 193 amino acids.